AUGUUGACAUCAACCUUCCCUGCACCUAGCCAAGUCCGCCGCUUAGAUGCGCAGCUGGAUCGGAUUCCACUAGGCCUGAGUCUAUCUCAAGAAGAUGGCGAGCUGUCUGCCGAAGAGCAUGGCAUUUUUCACUCGGCCACCGUAGACGCCUUGUCGUCGCCAAGAAUUGAGGAGCUCCUACAUAUUGUUAGGGCUCUGUCCACCACCUCAACUUCGUCAUCUCUACUCCCCGCUCAGAGGAUUCGUUCUCUACUGCAAGAAUCCAAACUUGCCGAAUGGGACUUCCAAGCGGAGCAGGAUGACGAGGCUAGACGAGGCCCGUACCAGUCGGAGAUCGAGUGGCUGCUCGUCAGCAAGGCUACCGUUCAGACUUACGGUAUCAUUUUGAACACACUUCUGGAUCAGAUUAUUCCUCUCAGUGAUGAGAUGUGGUACUGGGACGAAGUAUUGAGCUCGUAUACUUACAGCAGUCUCUACACUGUCCAAACGUCACCAUUGCGUUUGUGGGCCUUGACCAAGGAUGUUUAUCACGAAAGCAAGCACCGAAUUCAGAAUCUCAGCCAAACGCCAGGCGAUAUUGUCGCAUCCACUCGUACAGGCUUAUCGCAACAAUGGAAACAGUUUUACGGCAUCGUACGGGACAGCAUUCGGGACUCAUCGAUCACGACCCUUCAGCGCAAGGUCCUAUCGCCUGUGGCCCUUAGCCGAGGCGAGGCUCGGAGGAAACUGGCACAUCUCAGGCGUCUGCGGGAUAUGAUUGCAAGCGGUCUUGGUGUGCUCGUCGACGAAGGUUUGACUUUUGGAGGCGACGAAGACGACGAUAAGAGCGAAGCCGGCGUCAACAGCCAUGACUGGAAAGGCGUGGUUGAGCGAAGCGUGGCUCUCAUGGACAUGGUUCUCAAGGAGGCUUUGACUCUUGAGUCUGGCGUCAACGAUUUCGAGGACAAGGUGUUCGCUGGAGUCGAGGAAGACCCUGAGCUUAGCAUUCACAUCGAGGACGCCAACGCUCUGGAGAAGCCCUCUGUGCUCGCUAGACGUCUUCUCAACCUUCUGGAUAACGGCCUCCCCAACCACGUCAUGUCUGCGCAGCUGCUUGUUCAAGAGAACGGCCGCCCGUCGAGAUUCAUCCGAUACUGGUUGCCUGCAACAGCAGCACUGCUUUCUUCGACGACUGUCCUUCGACUUCUUGCCAAUAGGCGCGCAGAAAUAAUCAGCUGGAUUCGGGAUAUUGGAUCUACGGUACGAGACUUUUGGUUCAACUGGGUUAUCGAACCGACACGCAAGAUUGUUGGAACUAUUCGACACGACUCGAGCAGCGAGAUCGCCAUCAUGAGCCGAGACAGCCUGAAGGCCGAUCGGGAAAGCUUGGAGCGCAUGGUUGUGGACUUUGCUUUGGACAAGCCCCAUUUUGCAGGUGACGGGUCCUCCCUUACCGACGCCCAGAUCGAGGUUAUCCGCACCAAGGUCAGCGAGGGAGAUGUCACCCCGGUUUUGCGUGCGUACGAAAAGGAUCUGCGGACCCCCUUUGUCGGUGCGGUGAAGGGCGACCUCGUCCGAUCACUGCUCAUCCAAGUGCAGAAGACCAAGGUCGACCUGGAGGUGGCCAUCAGCGGCAUCGACUCUCUCCUCAAGAGCCAGGAACUGGUGUUUGGGUUUGUAGGUCUGACGCCUGGUGUGCUUGUCUCUAUUGGCAUUGUUCAGUAUCUUCGCGGCAUCUUUGGUGCUCGCAAGGGAGCCCGGCAAAGCCGCAAGACUGGACAGAGCAUCAGAGUGCUACGCAACAUUGACCGGAUCUUUUCAGAGGCGACGCCGUCUCAGAACAACCUCCUCUCCUACAAGGAUCACGGCCUCCUGUUGUGCGAAGUCCACGUGCUGCGCAACUUGAUGCAGAGAGUGCUACCUCGCGACAGGCAGCGUGAGUUCCUCGAGGAUUUGGAUGAUCUUGCCAACCUGAAGGGGAUUCAGGUGCAAGUUAGAGCUUUGGAUCGCAUUCGCUGGGCGUACGCCAGGUGGCUACAGUAA
Colletotrichum abscissum is the source of this 2022-nucleotide messenger RNA. Its product is annotated as ATP synthase regulation protein NCA2. Bases 1 to 2022 code for a protein of 673 amino acids. Gene Ontology annotation, cellular component: mitochondrial outer membrane. NCBI's taxonomy places the organism in Eukaryota, Fungi, Ascomycota, Sordariomycetes, Glomerellales, Glomerellaceae. The transcript has a single exon. The record is from RefSeq and is a predicted model, not a curated record.